This is a messenger RNA of Rotaria sp. Silwood1, 1809 nucleotides long. Lineage: Eukaryota; Metazoa; Rotifera; Eurotatoria; Philodinida; Philodinidae. The record is from the annotation of a GenBank genome assembly.
AUGACUACCAAUGAAUCAUAUGAUAUAAUCACAGCCGUACUUCAACAAGCCCAAAAACAAGAUGUUAAUAUUAAAAUAAAUCCAAUUAUGAGUAAUUCUGUUAAUUUUCUCGAUAUUACUACUACCAAUACAAAUGGACAAUUAACAACAUCGAUCUAUCACAAGCCUACAGCUGAUCCUUAUUACUUACUAUAUAAAUCAGAUCAUCCACAUACUAUUCACCGCAAUAUACCAUAUACUGCCUUAGUACGUGCAGCACGUCUUUGUUCAAAUCUUCAUGAUUUUCACCGUGAACGUUUAAGAAUUCACGUAUCCCUAUUAUUAAAUAAUUACCGACCACACUUUAUCUCAAAUCACUUUCAACGAUUCUUUCAGGUACAUAAAGCCGAUAUUCUAUAUAAAUACUUCGAUGAAAACACCUAUUCUCAAUUACAUCGACAAUUACUAUAUCAAAUUUCGAAGCGUGAACUAGAAGAACAAGCUAUGAAAAAAGAUCCUGUUCUAUUUCCACCAGUAUUACAACAGCGACCAUGGAAUCAAAGGCUAAUGUGUAUUAGACAUCGAUAUGAAAGUGGCCACAUUUCGAAAUUUUCAAAAGAAUUUCGUAGAUGGUGGAAAAAACAUUAUCGAUCGCCAGGAUCCGAAGCCAACCGCAUACAACUCCGACUCAUUCCUCUAACAAAUCGAUUAUUACAACACUAUUUCAUUCGAAAAAAAACCACCACGACGAAUUCUCACAAAAACGGAACCGACCAUAUAAACACUCUCAUUGUAAGCAUUUCUCAAGUUCUUUAUUGUAUAUUUUGUACAGUUCGUUGAUUUUUGUUAGCUAUAAAACAAAAUAAAAUAAAAUAAAAACAUAGAAACAUCUGCAAAAGCAUUAUACUGAUUAAAUAUACAUAACUUUCUAAUAUUUCAGAUAUUCAAAACCAAUAUGGAACGACAACAAAAACAGAAACUCAUCAACAACAGCCAAUCAUUAAGAAGACACAAGCAGAAAACCAAUACAAAGGUAAAACUGAAUCAUGAACAUCACCUAUUCCCCAUAAUGUAACAUGAAAUUCUACCGUACACUGAAAACCAAAAUAUACUGCGCUGAUGAAAAAUACAAAAAUCACAGAGCAACUCUAAGGGAUCUAAAAUCAAAUUCAAGAGAGAUAUUUUCUUUAUUUCGGACUUCACCUUAUGUAGUUCAAAAUAAACUCAAUAAUCCAGCAUUAAUGAUAAAAGCCGAACCAACGAGCGAGGCAGGUGAAGGCUUCCAUCGACUCCUUCGAGUCAAAAAACAAAACUCACCAUCCUCAAGCAGAGAUAAAUAGCAUUAACUAAAAGUCGAACCAUCCAUCAUAAUUAAGUCCCUCGAUAAAAUAUGGGAAACAAAGCAACAAGAAGAAUACAAGGACGAUAAAAGAACACACAUACUGCAAAGCAUGUGCUAAAAUCUCUCACUCCACAACUAACUCAGGAAAAAAUAUAAUUGAAUGCUACGAUUCCGCUCCAGACAAAUCAAUCUUCAACACCAUAAGUAUUUGGAGAGUUCUAGGUAUAUGUACUAUAGGUUCGAAACUUGCCCGUAGAAUGCCUAAAACAAGGACGACACAUGUUUCAAGUCAAGCUUUCAAUCUAAAAUUUCUUCAAAAUGAUUUUAUGAUUUUAUGUAAUAAUAGAACUCUAAAGAUGUCCGUCGAGUCCCUUGAGAAAGGACGAAACACAUGUCGUAUAGAUUUCGGAGUUCUCCAACUUACAUUACUAUUUAACAUGCAUUGAUUCAAUAAUCUUUGAUUUUUGGAUCUCUGAUACUGCUGCUUA